AUGACAUAUCUUCACGUAGUGAUGUUGAUACUACAUUUGCUGAAUAAUUAUCACCCUGUGUCAGGAGGGACACAGUUAGACACACGGACAAAGCUUGACUCCAUAAAGUCCUUGAUCUACAGUAAUGCUAAGGCUACAGUUACACUGGACUCUACAGCUCUAAAGGAACUGGUCAAACUCUCAACAUCAGGAUCUUCAAAAGUAACUCGAGGAAUAAGUUUCUACGCUUAUGUUAAGGCCAAACGACUAACUGUUGGACAAGGACACACUGUUAAAUAUUAUGGGAUUCUGACAAACGAUGGUAAUGGAUAUGAUGAUAGAACGGGAGUAUUCGUGUGUCCAGUGGCGGGAACGUACAUGUUCGUUGUUGAUACUCUUUCCAAUGUUGAAACCUGGCUUGCCAUAAAGGUUAACAAACAAACUGUAGCGACAGUGUAUGGGGCUAUUCAUGAGAAGAAACGUUGGGGGCUAUCAAGCAGAACAGUGAUAGUGAAACUGAAGCGUGGUGAUCAUGUCAAAGUAGAUAAUGAAGGAUUUGGUAAAAGCAUUGAAGUAUAUGAAAGUGGACACUCAGGAUUUGCUGGAACUCUGCUGUAUUUAGAGUAG
Saccostrea cuccullata (small rock oyster) is the source of this 606-nucleotide messenger RNA. Its product is annotated as complement C1q-like protein 3. Gene Ontology annotation, molecular function: protein binding. The coding region runs from base 1 to 606 and encodes 201 amino acids. NCBI's taxonomy places the organism in Eukaryota, Metazoa, Mollusca, Bivalvia, Ostreida, Ostreidae. The transcript has 2 exons. The record is from RefSeq and is a predicted model, not a curated record.